AUGACCUCCAAUCCAUUGACCAAUGUUGAAUGUGUCACUGCCUUAGUGAAACAUUGUAAAGACUUUGUUGAGGAAUGUGUCAGAGGCACUGUCAAUGUCCUUGACUUUGCAGACAGACUUCACCAGCUUGGCAUUUCAUCUGAGGCUGCUGGAGAUUACAUCAGACUUUUGCAGGAGUGGAUUAAGCAAGCUGGCACACAAAGCUUGACUGUUACCUCCUCUAACAUUCAAGAUGGUGACAACAAGGAUAUUGGUGCAUCAGACUACAGGAAGGCUACUCCACCAGACUUGUCUCAGGCUGAAGUCAAGGAGUUUUGA
Guyanagaster necrorhizus is the source of this 318-nucleotide messenger RNA. RefSeq lists its product as uncharacterized. The transcript has a single exon. The coding region runs from base 1 to 318 and encodes 105 amino acids. Lineage: Eukaryota; Fungi; Basidiomycota; Agaricomycetes; Agaricales; Physalacriaceae. The record is from RefSeq and is a predicted model, not a curated record.